UCCAGCCUCGCCCUCCUUUCUGUUGGCCCAGAAUCGCUGUCAAUCACCUGGGCAGCGUGAGCUGGAACGUGGAUAUUGGUCAUGUAAAUCGCUGAUCCAGGGGUUCAAUGUGCUGCCUCUACGUUACUUGGAGCUGCAAAUUGAGAAAUGUUUUGUUCCAAAAAUAGUAUAAUUAUGCACUAUUGUACGAAAUCGUUAAAAGGAAAUAAUUAUCCGUUAGUUUAUUUGUAUUUCAGCCCAGCGAGGAGGGUAUGUGUGUCGGCAUUGGGGUGCGGGCAAAGACCAAACAAGGAUUUGCAUCGUCUGUUCUGAAUUUCCUGGUCUCGUAGAAAUUGAUUUGUGUAAAUUGCCUUCAUGGGUUCAGGGAAGAUUUACAGACAGGAAAAGUCGCAUCCAGAUUUGACAGCAAUACCAUUUAUCAGGGCUGGGAUAACAUUUGCCUUUGCAUGUGGAAGGAGAAAUGUUUGCCUGUGGGAUAAGAUUUAAAACAUUAAUGUGCUUGGAAAGGCAACAAGAUAUGCACAUCCGAGUGAGAGUAUUCCAUAAGAGCAGAAGAAAUAGGAAUACGAGAAGGCCAUUCAACCCCUCAAGGAACGUUUUCUUUAAACUGGGUGCGACCAGGGUUCACGCGUACUGACGGCCGUACCAAUUACAGCUAACACAUUCACUUCUGGUUUCUCCGGUAGCUGCUGCACAUGCACGUGAGAGGACCAUACGGUGGCUGGAGAAAUUAAGAGUGAAUUCAGCUCCCAAGUCUGUUGUCUUUCGAUUUAAAAAAAAAACAAAAGAACUGCGGAUGCUGUAAUUCAGGAACAAAAACAGAAGUUCGUGGAACAACUGAGCAGGUCUAGCACCAUCUUUGAAGAAAGGGAUUCACUCGGUCAGUCAGUCUGCAGAUAUACCAGUGAGAUGCCAUUCAUUACUGUGGGAAGACAUUCAAUUCAGUCAUCUCAAGCACUGAUAGACCAGUGAGAUUACGUCUGGGAGAGGCUGUUCCCUCAAUCCUCUGAUGUGCUAAAACACCAGUGAACAUACUAAGGAGGGAUCACCAGUUUGUGGACUGUCAGGUCAGUGUCUUGUUAUUGCAUCAAGUUCGUGAGGGUCUCCAGAAACGAACCUAACAUGUGGCGCUGCGAGCAGGGUUCCAACAUGUACAGCAGUCUCACGAGGAGGGCUGAAUAAGUGAUCGUUUGAGCGUCAGGGGAGUGAGACAGACGGGCCCGCAAGGUGAAGUGCGCCUUUGGACCACCUCCGCAGACACCGGACCAAGACCUCAAGGUUCAGGAUCGGUCUUCGCGGCCGCAGAUUGGAGAUUUUGUACUUGUCCGGGACUGGGAUUGUCCCAAGCUCGGACCAAGGUGGAAGGGACCAUUUCAAGUGCUUCUUCAGACUCCAACAGCUCUUAAAGUUAAAGGACAGAAUCGCUGGAUCCACCUGAGUGACUGUAAAUGAUGGAUUUCCUCAUCAGCUUGCAAUUUAACCAUUGGACUGAGUAUUAUUCUGCCUGUGCAUGGCCAGCAGGACAAUCUGUUUUAUAGGACACACGUCUAGCUGCAUGGGAAUCAGACAGCAUGUUACCUGCUAGCACGGUCUGUAGAAGCGUUUUGUGGCAACACCAGCCUGGAACCCUAGUCAGCUUUAUGAAGUAGCAUAUUCCAGUAAGCCUUGCCAAGGGGAGAGGGGAACUUGGACAAGAGUUGUGCAGGGUCAGUGUCUUGUUAUUGCAUCAAGUCCGUGAGGGUCUCCGAAAAUGAACCUAACAUGAUCAUUCUUCAGUUGACAUUUAUUAGCCACAAUAUGGAGGUGCCAGUGUUGGACUGGGGAGGACAAGGUCGGAAGUCACAUGAUACCAGGAUUGGAUCAGAAUGAUUGAAGUCACCAUUACAGACUAAAUCUACAAUGGCGGCUUAUUUACCCACACUUCCAUACAGUUGAGAAAACUUUCAAUCCUGACAGGGUCAGGCCAAUGCGCAGGCGCAACGCCGAACGUGUGCAGCGCAUGCACGGACUCAGCAGUAGCGAGGUGCUUCUUUUUCGGAUCGGCAAACGGUGAGAAUGAAGGCAGAGGUAGAGGGCGUGAGGGAUGCGGUUGGCGAAUGGGAACGUUCCGUAAAUUGUCGAAGGAGAAAACCCUAAUAAUAAUUGACCGAUGCUCCGUUUGCGCAGAGUGAGGGUACAGCUGAAGGCUUCAUUCUUCACCUGGGUACCGGGCCCCACCACCAUUUUUUUCACGUAGGCGCAUGCUCACCCAGCAGCUCCAGUGCAGUGGGCAAAGCUUUUGGGAUUAUUUUAAUAGAGUGCGAACAAUUUCCCCGUCAAACUACGUCCUGCCCCAUGUUCCCAGAGACAUGUGGCUCAUCCGCCUGAAAACCCUCAGCAGCAACGCAUGACCCUGAGUAGUCAACAUUCUUGAAUUGUGGGUCAGUCACUGAGGUAGCAAGGGGUAGAUGAGCAAAGGUUUGUUCGAGAGAGGUCAAUUUUAAGGAGUCUGGUAGAAGAAAUGGAGAAUUUUGUGGAGAAAAUGCCACUCCUAAUUGAAGGCAUGAUUAACAAAGGUGGAGCGCUGAAGAGCGGGAAUAAUGAGGCUCGGAAUUUGGGGAGCACGGAAUGUGGGAGUAUUGAGAAGCUGGACAAUAUUGCAGAUAUUGCAAAAGAAAUAAGAAGGGAGAGGCUUUCCUGAACUGAAACUUGAAUUGGACAUCACACCAAGAUCAGACACAGUCACUCGGUUCAUCAGGAUAGUCUUUGAAUGUGUUCAUCUGAUUUGUUAGUGGAAAACAAUUUCAAACAUCUGUGUGGCUGGAAGAACACUUGCAAGUGAGAGUUUUCCAGUGCACUGACUGUGGAAAGUGUUUUAGCCAGUUACACAGUGAGGAGAAAGCAACAGUGGGGAGAAAUUGUACAUGUGUUUUGAGAGUGGAUUCGACGUCAACUGAUUUGUGCAACCUGGAGAACCAAAAGGAUGCCUGCACCACGGAGAAACCAUGGAAAUGUGGAGACUGUGGGAAGAGAUUUAAUUAUCCUUCCAGGCUAGAAAUUCAUCGACAAAGUCACACUGGAGAGAAACCAUGGAAAUGUGGAGACUGUGGGAAGGGAUUCAAUUAUCCAUCCCAGCUGGAAAUCCAUCGACGCAGUCACACUGGUGAAAAGCCAUGGCAAUGUGGAGUCUGUGGGAAGGGAUUCAGUUACCCAUCCCAGCUGGAAACACAUCAGCGCAGUCACACUGGAGAGGGGCCCAUGACCUGCUUUGACUGUGAGGAAGGAUUUGUUGGUGCAUCCAACUUGCUGACAGCUAAGCAAUUUCACGCUGAGGUGAAGCCGUUCAGCUGCACUGACUGUGGAAAGAGAUUCAGGCAGUCAGCCAGCCUCACUGUCCACCAGCGAGUUCACACGGGGGAAAGACCAUUCGGCUGUACUUUCUGUGGGAAGACGUUCAGGCAGUCAGGUGACCUCAUUGAACACCAACGAAUUCACACUGGGGAGAGGCCAUUCACCUGCUCUGUAUGUGGGAAAGGAUUCACUCAGUCAUCCAACUUGCUGACACAUCAGCGAGUUCACACUGAGGAGAGGCCAUUCAUUUGCCCUUACUGUGGACAGAGGUUCAGACACUCGGGCACCCUCACUGUACACCAGCGAGUUCACACUGGGGAGAGGCCAUUUAUCUGCUCUGUAUGUGCGAAGGGUUUCAGUCACUCGUCCCAUUUGCUGACUCACCAACGGGUUCAUACUGGAGAGAAACCAUUCACCUGCUCCGUGUGUGAGAAGGGAUUCACUGAUUCGUCCACCCUACUGAAACAUCAGCGAGUUCACACCGAGGAAAGACCAUUCAGCUGUACCUACUGUGGAAAGAGGUUCAGGCAGUCAUCUGAUCUCAUUGUGCACCAGCGUGUUCACACAGGAGAGAAACCAUUCACCUGCUCCGUGUGUGGGAAGGGAUUUACUGAUUCAUCCAACCUGCUGAAACAUCAACGGGUUCACACUGGGGAGAGACCAUUCACCUGCUCUGAGUGUGGGAAGGGAUUCAUUGAUUCAUCCCAACUGCUUAGACACCAGCGAGUUCAUGAGUGACCGAGGGGAUAUGUUUCUGCUGUUAACAGUCUUCCUUCAACAUCUGGAGAAAUUUCUAACUGAAGCUGGGAAUGUACAUAGAUAUUGUCAUAGAAUCAUAGAAUUUUACAAUACAAAAGGAGACCAUUUGACCCAUUGUGUUUGUACUGACUCCUGAAAGAGCUACCCAGCUAGUCCCAUGCUUGAGCCCAAUCUCUGUGUAGCCCUCUAAAUUCAUCUCUUUCAAAUAUAUAUCCAGUUUGUUUUUGUAAUCUCCUAUGGAAUCCGCCUCCUCCACUCUCCCAGGCAACGCAUUCUAAAUCCUAAAAGUUCUGAGUAAAGAAGUUUCUCCUCAUCUUGCUCCUAGCGGUCUUGCUGACAGUCUUGAAAUUGUUACCCCUAGUUACGUACAUUUCAACUAGUAGAAAUAGAAUAUCUUUCUUUACCCUGUCAAAAUUGUUUAUAGUUUUGAAAAUCUCAGUAAGGUCACUUCAUAAUCUUUUCUGUUCCAUGGACAAUAUGCCCAAUUUUUAUAAUCUUUCAAUGUAUCUAAAAUCCCCAUUCUUGGUGUAAUUCUAGUAAAUAUUCUUUGAACUCUCUCCAAGGAUUCUCUGGGGAGCACUACUUUCAAAUCCUCUCCAAAUUGAGAAAUGCUCAUCAAUACCUACCCUCUGAUUCUUAUCUUUUGACCAACUUCUAAUCCACACUGCCAAGAACCCAUCAACCCCAAACAUAUCUAAUUUGCUAACCAACGUAACUUGUGGUGCCAUAUCAAAUGCUUUCUGAAAGUCCAAAUUUACAAUAUCCACAGCCUCUGUCACAUUGUCAAAAAAUCAGUUAAAAUUUUAAGACAUGACUUCCCAUUGACAAAGCCGUGUUGGCUGUCUGGUGUUAACUUAUUUUUCUCUAAGUGCAUAUUUAACUUAUCCUAUAUUAUAGCCUCCAUCAGUUUUCCUACUACUGAUGUCAAGCUGAUAAGUCUGUAGUUUACUGGGUUAUCCUUUCUUAAACAGCGGUGACAUAUUUACAAUCCUUCAGUCCUGGGGACUUAUCCUGUGUUCAGAGGAACCUAGGAAAUUUCUGUCAACGGCUCUGCAAUUUGCUGUCUUACCUCUCUCAGCAAUGUAGGAUGCAUCCCAUCUGGACCUGGUGUCUUCUGUACCUGAAGUGCUGCCAAUCGUUUUAGUACCACUUUGUUAUCUAUCACCAUAUUGCUCAAUACCCACAUUUUCAACUAGGCAUUGUCACCAUCUUCUAAUUUGAUAAAGACAAACAAAAUAUUCAUUUAGUAUCUCUGCCACAUCCUUUGCUUCAGUGAGCAGCUUACCCUGCUUGUCCUAAUGGGUUCCACUCUUUCCUUCACUAAUCUUUGACUAUUAGUAUGUUUGAAGGACAUUUUGCUAUUUGUUUUAGCACAGCCUGCCAUCCUUUCCUCAUGCUUUCUCUUAGCCUUCCUUAUUUCAACCUUAUUCUCUGUCCUGCAUCUGAAAUGCUGUUCCUGAUUUCUACUGCUUUUAUUGGUCUGCUGUGUAUUAUAUGUCUCCUUUUUCUUUGCUUAUUUUCUCAAGAAUAUCCUUAGUCAUUCUUGGUAAUGUAGCUUUGGAUACCCCAUAUUUAUUUCUCAUGGGCACAUAUCUGGCUUGCACCCUAUUCACUUCUCUUUUAAAAUACUAUUUUUCAUUCACUGUUUUAUCCACCAAAAUACAUUUUCCAUCAGUGUUCCAGUUCAACUUUAAUGACCCCUAAAAUCUAUUCUUUUCCAGUCAGGAAUCUCAGUCAUUGACUGAUUUUCAUCUUUUUCCAUCUUAGUGUCAAAUCUUUAUUGUUAUCAUCACUAUUUUCCAAAUGCAUACCCUUAGAAUCCCUUGGAGAUAGCAAGAACUGCAUAUGCUGGAGUCAGAGACAACACAGCGUGGAGCUCGAAGAACACUGCGUUAGAGGAGCAGGAAAGUUGACGUUUCAGGUCAGGACCCUUCUUCAUAAAUGGGGAGGGGAAAGGGAGCUGGGAAAUAAAUUAGAGAGAGGAGGAGUGGGUCUAGAGAAGGUAGGUGAGAUGGUAAUAGGUGAAUACAGGUGGGGAUUGGUCAGUGGGAUGGGUGGGACGGAUAGUUGGGAAGAUGGACAGGAUGUGUCAGGUGAAGGAGGCAGGGAUGAGAGGGAGGGUUGGACAUAGGAUAAGGCCUGGGGCGGGGAGAUUUUAAAACUGGUGAAUUCUAUGUUUAGGCCAUCAGGCUGUAAGCUCCUGAGGUGGAAUGUGAGGUGUUGGUCCUCCAAAUUGCAUCAGGUGUCAUUGUGGCACUGGAGGAGGCCCAGGAUGGACAUGUCACCCAGGGAGUGGAAGGGGGAGUUAAAAAUGUUGGCUACUGGAAGGUAUUGUCAUUUGUUGUGACCGAAUGCAGUUGAUCUACAAAAUGGUCUCCAAGUCUACGUUUGGUCUCACCGACGUAGAGAAAGCCACAUUGGGAGUAAUGGAUGCAGUAGACCAAAUUGGCAGAUAUACAGAUGAACCCCUGUCUGAUAUGAAAAGUUUGCUUUGGGCCUUGGAUGGAGGUGUAGGGGCAGGUGUAGCACUUCCUGCGGUUGCAGGAAGUGCUAUCGGUUAUGGAGCGGACAAGAAAGUUGCAGAACGAGUGGUCCCUACAAAAGGCAGAUGGGGUGGGGAGGAAAAUACCUCUUUGGUUGUGGGGUUGGAUUGUAGGUGGACUGUUGGAGGAAACUGGAGCACCCAAAAGAAACCUGUGCAGACACAGAAUGAGCAAAUUCCACACAGUCGACCGAGGAUGGAAUUGAACUCAGGUCCCUGGUACUGUGAUACAGCAGUGCUGACCACUUAGCUGCCAUGUCACCCACUCUGACAUUCUCCGCUUGGUCUGUCUCAUUUCCUGGGAUCAAGUCCAGAAUAGCUCAUGUGGUAGGACUUGAAUUAUAAUGUUCCAUAAAGUUCUCCUGGACACAUUGCAGGAAUUUGCCCCUUCAGCUCCACACUCUGCCCUUUUCCUUGUCCACCCUACAGUAGUUGAAAUCACCAACUGUCACAACCCUACUUGUCCUGCAAAUUUCCUUAAUGUGCCACAAACACUGUCUUCUGUUCCUUCCCCGCUAUUUAAUAAAUACCCAGCAAGAUUACCUCUCCUUUCCACUUUCUCACUGCUAACCAUAUAGAUUCUAAUUCAGGAACUGCAUCUCUUGUUCAAGGGCAAUGAUACUAUCUUUGACCAACACUACUACACCUCCGCCCUUUUUAUCCACUCUGUUUCUCCUUAAACCUUUAUAACCUGGGAUGUGAAGUAUCCAGUCCUUUUCUAGCUUGAUGUGGAGGUGCCAAUGUCGGAAUGAGGGUGGACAAAGUCAGAAGUCAUACAACAGCAGGUAAUAGUCCAACACGUUUAUCUGAAAACACAAGCUUUCAGAGUGUAGCCCCCUUUGUUUGUUCACUAUGUGCAUUUACAUACCUACAAUUUAACCCUGCCCUAUCACUUCACCAUUGGAAGGUGACCAUUUCUCUGUCUAUUGAAAAUAUUUAAGCCUUUCCUCACUUCUUUUUCCAUCUCUUACCACCUCUGAUACUUCCAAAACUAGGCCCAUUAGUCAAUCCACCAUCCCUGCCUGACAAGUUUACAUCCAUUCUCACUGCACUAUUUACUCUUUCAGCCACGAGAUUAAUUCCUUUUCAGCUCAGAUGAAGCCUAACCCUUCUGAACAGCUUUCUCUUUUCCCAAAAGUGAUCUCAAUAUCUGAAAGUUCAAAAUCUGCACUCCCCCAGCUUUAACAUUAUGCCUCAAGCCAUGUAUUUACAUUCCUAAUUCGCUUUUGUCCAAAUUUUCAACGCUUGUCACAUUACAGGAGAUGAUUGAUGGAGUCUGAAAGAGAAAACAUGUAUGAAGUCAGAAAUAACCUGUGGAUUGUUGAAGCAUGUAACGUGAGUUAAAGUAUGUUCCAAAGAGGGUCAGAAAGGCAACAGAAUCAUCUGAAAAGCAUCAGCAAGCAGCGGGCAGGUGAAUGGAAAGCUGGAUAAUCUUUACAUUUCAUGUAUGAACUUUUGUUUGAGCCAUCUAUAUUUCUGAUGUCAAAAAUUUUGCAGUCAUGAGAGAAGAUCUUCAGAUGAGAACGUGAAUUACGUCAACAGUUAUCAUAUUUUACCAGAACAGUUUUGGCAUGUAUUCAUGAGGUAAUUCGAGGGUUUGUGCUGCUGAUUAUGAUAAUUUUGUGAACUGUUUCUUUAUAAUAAUAACUAAGUCAUUCAGUCCUUCAGGUGACCGAAUCUGGUGAGAGCAGGAAGACCCUGGAGUCUAAAUGUAACAUUAUUUGUACUGAAUUGAGUUUAAUUAGCUUUAUUGUAGUGUGCACUUGAAUGACAGCAGUGAAAAGUUUGCAAUGUCACCAUGUACGGCACUGUCUUAUGUAAAAGACACCUAGGUACAGAUACUUAAAUACUUGUUACAGAAUUGAGAGAAUUUUUUAAAAGUCCAGCAUAAGAAUAAAAAGUUUUUAAAAGUACUGGAAUUACAAUCUUUUCAUCUUGGCACGUAGCCUCCAGACCACAGUAGACUUCAAAACUUGAUGCCUCCAGUCUGUAAGGGUCUUGCCUCCCCAUGGCCUCUGGUGUGAGAUUCACCUCCCCAUGCCGGCCUCUGGUCCAGGCCUUGCUUCCUACGUUCUUGUCCAGGUAAGUUUAGGAAUUUUAAAAAAGUUUGAAAAAUAAAUUCCAGAAAAGACACAAAAAAAGUGAGUGGAGCAGAGGAGCUCUGGUUGGGGUGUUCUAUUCUACCACCUUGCCAGGAAAAUAUUGUUUAUGACUGGUUGAAUGUGAAAGGCCAUUAGUUUGUCUUUGGUUAAGAAUAAUUGAGGAUUGUUAUUUUUCCCUCAUAAACACAGAGAUUGAAAAUUUUUAGAGCAGCUCAGAGGAGAGCUCACUGAGGUCAGAAGCAAGUUUUGCCUGUCUAGUAAGGGGUUUUUCAGAGAAAUUCAGGAGGAGUUACCUCAGUAGAAAACUUAAGUAUGUCCAGAUUCCAAAUAGAAAUGUU
Molecule: messenger RNA, 9071 nt
Organism: Stegostoma tigrinum
Lineage: Eukaryota; Metazoa; Chordata; Chondrichthyes; Orectolobiformes; Stegostomatidae
Product: gastrula zinc finger protein XlCGF71.1-like
Exons: 8
Coding region: 3238-4068 (276 amino acids)
Biological process (GO): regulation of transcription by RNA polymerase II
Molecular function (GO): RNA polymerase II cis-regulatory region sequence-specific DNA binding; DNA-binding transcription factor activity, RNA polymerase II-specific
Source: RefSeq, a predicted model, not a curated record